AUGAGUUUGAGGGGCAGAGAAAAUAAUAUUAACAAGUCACCAAAAGGACAUUUAGAAAUAAAUAAAACUCAAACUAAAGAAACAUACUUACAAAAUGAUAUUCCUUCAAGUAAAAAAAAUCUUAAAAUAUUAGCUAGCCAUAACAAUAAUUUAAAUAACUUUAACAAAUUUGGCGACCCAAAUAAUAUCGACACCACUCUAAUAAAUGUUGAUAUAAAUAGUGUUAGCUAUGUGUACAACGAUUUAAAUGAAAAUAAAAAAACUGUGAAAAUUAACAAAUUUUUUAAAAAUAAUACAAAUGCUCAUAAUCCUAAUUAUGACGAAAAAAAUAAAACAAAUAAUAGUCACCGUAAUAUUACACAUUCAAAAGAUAACCAUCAAUAUUCCUGUCCUGUUCAGAAUAAAAAUUUUAAAGUCACCAAAGAAAAGGAUGUACCAAUUGAUAAUGAUAAAGAAAUUCAGUCAAUUAUUUACAAUACAUUUAUAAAUAAAAAUUUAAAAAUAAAAAACAAUCCAAAUAUAGUUACCCAAAAUACUAGCAAAUACGAAAAGCAAUGCAAAAAAAAUAACGGUGUAGGCCUUAACAGUGGAAAAUCAAGACUUAACAUAUCAGCUAGCUCCAAACUUGUAAACAUAAAAAAAAGUGUAAAUAAAAAAAAUACUUACAAUAAUUAUAAAAACAUAUUAAUCUCACCAAUAAGUAAAAAAGAAUAUUCUGAUAAGACAUCCAAUAUAACAGAAACAAAUGAAGAAUUAAAAAAUGUAGUAAAUGAUAAAUCAUUUUUAUAUGUAAAAAUUAAAGAAGAAAAAAAAAAUAAUAAACAUACAACCUUUACUCAAACAAAUAUGCAAUAUGAAAAAGAAAAUUUAAACAUUUUUUCAAAAUGUAUAACAAAAAAAAUAAUAUAUCAAGCAAUUAUACAAAUAACAUAUGAACAAAAUAUUCAACAAAUAGAAUUAGAAAAAAUGUCUGUCAAUUUAAAUGAUCAAAACAAUAAACAAAUAUAUUCUCAACUAGUAGAACGACAGAAUGAUAAUUUGAAUUUUAUGGAUAAAGUCGAACCAAUCUCAGGAUAUAUCAAUAUUUUUAAUAAAAUGAAAACAUUCUCUAAUGCGUCUACUCUUGUAGACUCGAUAAUGAGAAAUAAUAUCGAAUACGCCACGAAGAUGGAGGAAUUUCAAACUUCAGAAAAAUUAAUAUGGGAAAAUAAUAUUAUGCAAAUUUUGUUAAAAAAAGUUUUAUCUCUUUUAUUGAUAAAUAAUACUGUCACAUUCUUAGCAGAUGAAUUAAUUGAAGAAUCCUUUUUGAAUAUUUACUUACUUAGCCAAAAGGAAAUUCAUAAAAUUGAUAAAAAGUUAUGUGAUGAAAAAAAUUAUCAACAUGAAAAGCGUAAAAUGGAGAAUGGACAUUUUACAUUUUGUAUGUCUAACGAAAAAAUAAAUGUUAAAGUCCCACUGAAAAUCAGUGAAAAUAUGAAUAUGGAUGACGUUUUAAAAAAAAUAAAAAACUACAUUAAUAGAAAAUUAUCAUAUUUACAAAAAGAAUAUGAUCUUAACCUUUUAUUUAUAGAAAAAAAUGGAACGAACAUAUUGAACAUAAAAGACCUGUUUUCCCAUCAACCUGGAGAAUUCAAUAUUUGUUUAACUGAACUGCAACCAAAUUGA
Molecule: messenger RNA, 1665 nt
Organism: Plasmodium vinckei vinckei
Lineage: Eukaryota; Apicomplexa; Aconoidasida; Haemosporida; Plasmodiidae
Product: conserved Plasmodium protein, unknown function
Exons: 6
Coding region: 1-1665 (554 amino acids)
Source: RefSeq, a predicted model, not a curated record